Molecule: messenger RNA, 459 nt
Organism: Truncatella angustata
Lineage: Eukaryota; Fungi; Ascomycota; Sordariomycetes; Amphisphaeriales; Sporocadaceae
Exons: 1
Coding region: 1-459 (152 amino acids)
Source: RefSeq, a predicted model, not a curated record
AUGAUUUUCAUGGAGGCAUCGGAGAAGGAACUCUGCCAUCAGGCGAUACUAGGCGCUAUUAUUUCGUCACUUCGAACUUUUGAUUGCGACCCGCUCCUGGCUGGUCAACAGGAGCAGCAACAGGACUACAGAGGGUCAACCAAGGCGCUUCUUGCAGCUUUGAAUAGUAUCCAGUUGUUGAGCAAAGCUUUCGAAGGAGACGCUCUAUCUAAUCUAGUAGUCAACUAUCGGUGCCAUCAUCAGAAAUGCCGUCAGAAUUUGCGGGUGCCGGACAACAUUACGGAGGAUUUCCACGGCGCUACAGUCGAGCUUACUGAGAUUCAGAAGCGCCACCUCGAGUCCCAGGCGAAGAAGUCUGGGGUCGAUGAAAUUGUGCCAAAGUUUCGAGACCACGUGGUGGGACGAGGGAGGGGAGGUGGAAGAGGGCACAUACAUGAGUGGCAGAGGUUGAGGAGAUAG